This is a messenger RNA of Belonocnema kinseyi, 1879 nucleotides long. RefSeq names its product RYamide receptor. NCBI's taxonomy places the organism in Eukaryota, Metazoa, Arthropoda, Insecta, Hymenoptera, Cynipidae. The transcript is spliced from 7 exons. Gene Ontology annotation, cellular component: membrane. The record is from RefSeq and is a predicted model, not a curated record. Gene Ontology annotation, biological process: neuropeptide signaling pathway. Gene Ontology annotation, molecular function: neuropeptide Y receptor activity. The coding region runs from base 379 to 1686 and encodes 435 amino acids.
UGAAAGCUCGUCCUCGUCGCUUCUUUAUAAAAAUUGAUAGUACUAUCAAUACGGAAAAAAACAAAAAGACAAAGUAAUCCAUAAAACUUUAUCCAUAUGGUUAGAACUUUUUCGAUUUUUUUAUUAUUAUUUUUUUUUCAAUGCUCCCUGUUACUAAAAAUGGUUCCGCUGUGCAUCAAAAGACUUUUUCUAGUGAGGAAAUUUAUUUUUGCGGUUUGAUUACGACAUGAGGAUGGAUUCGAAUAAUAGCGAUGAAACUAACGGAUUUUAUAGAACGUUCUUCCGCAGCUGCGGAAAUGUAAAUCGAGUUCUUUCAUAGUGGAAAAAGAUGCAGGAUAUUACGUAUAAGAAGAGCCAGAUCAGUAUGCCGUGAACAAUAUGGAGACCACGAUAUCAAUCAUCACGGAGGCCAACAUCACCGAGAUAAAUUCUGAUGAGGAAAAUUUGACCAACUACAGUUGUGAUGAACUAUUCAAUAGCGGAAGUGUUCUCUCGAGAACGUGGUUUCAGACAACGAUUUAUAUUUUGUAUACGACAGUUUUCGUGGUUGCACUGGUUGGUAAUGUCCUAGUCGUUUAUAUCGUGCACAGCUGUCCUCGAAUGAAAACUGUUACAAAUUACUUCAUCGUAAACCUAGCUGUUGGGGACAUUCUUAUGGACCUCUUCUGCGUACCUACCACCUUUGUUAGUACUUUAAUACUACAAUAUUGGCCCUUUGGCCAGGAACUUUGCCCCAGCGUCAAUUAUUCUCAGGCAGUAUCUGUUUUAGUAAGCGCCUACACGCUGGUUGCGAUAAGCAUAGAUCGCUUUAUGGCGAUUAUGUGGCCCUUAAGACCACGAUUAUCCAAAACACAAGCAAAAUUACUAAUCCUUGCUGUGUGGUUGCUGGCUCUAAUCGUGUCCUUCCCAAUUGCCCUCGUAUCUAAAUUGAAUCAACCACAUCCACGAUACAACGUCUGUGACCGCUACAUGUGUGAGGAAAUUUGGCCAUCAACACAGCAAAAGUAUUAUUGCAGGUAUUAUUACUCUAUCGCCUUGUUGGUCCUGCAAUAUCUGGUACCACUUCUGGUUCUGAUGUUUACGUACACCAGAAUUGCCAUCAUGGUGUGGGGCAAGCGACCACCCGGGGAGGCAGAAAAUACGAGAGACCAAAGGAUGGUCAGAUCGAAGAGAAAGAUGGUGAAGAUGAUGGUGACUGUGGUGAUAGUCUUCACAACUUGUUGGCUGCCCUUCAACGUUUUGAUAUUGGUAAUGGAAAGCAACCAAGACCUUUCAGGUCGACCAGGCUUUCCAUUUCUUUUUGUGGCACUCCACUGGCUUGCCAUGUCACAUGCUUGUUACAAUCCUGUUAUAUAUUGUUGGAUGAACCCGAGAUUUCGAACGGGAUUUCUUGCUGCCCUCAGCAGAUUUCCUGGAGUUAGCCACUGCGUUCCGGAUGUGGAGCAGCGAGUUUACACAAGCACUGCAGGUAUUCCCCUUACAGGGUUUGACGGACAGAAUCAUUCCGGUUUGAGGCGGAUGAAUACCUGUACAACAUAUGUCAGCAUGCGCCGGAAAAUUAAUGGAAGCGAAAGCGCUGUUGCAAGAAGCGCGAGUUUUCGGUACAACGAUUCUUUACAACCAACCUAUCAACAAACUCAACGUCACUUCCGCAAUCUACAAUCCCAGCCUGAGGAACAAAUAUAAACUCCACUUUCUCCGAAGAGAAUUUUACGUGUUUUUCAUUGUUUUUUAUUAUAUUAAGAUUGUAAAUAAAUAUGGUAUAUGACAUACAUAUAUUCUUAAUUGUAAGACGCGAAAUUCGAUAGUAGAGAAAUUGUAAAUCGUAUUCGUCUUUACACUUGAACGUACUAUAAAUGUAAGAGUAGAGAUACUCUUA